CUGAAUCAUGUUAUUUAGAUUCCUGAUUGUGUUUUAACUAAAUAGAGCAAGAAUAUAGUGUUUUAAUAACGAAUUUUCCACACAUUAAUAUACAUCUUCAUGUCUUAGAGCAUAAUAUGAUUGAUAUCUGAUACAUUUAAGGAACACUUAAGAACUUAAGACUGGUCAUUAUGCUAUUUCAGGGCUUAUAAUGGUAGUACAUAAUACACUCUGACAGGUUGCCUCUUUUACAUCAGCUCCACACCUACUAAAACACCUCCCAAACUGGGAAAUACAGAGAAAGAUUGCAGGUGAUUGUGUGAAUUUGGCAAUGCGUUCUAUUUGCAACUGUUUAUUUUUGCUAGCAGGACAUAAACGUAGUGCCCUUUAAGCAGCUCUGAGAGGAGAAGAAGGUGUUCAGUUGUAAGGCAGGACUGUAGAUGUCUGACUGGGAGCAGGGAAAACCAGUCCCUGUGCCUAAGCAGUCCAGUGUGUGGAAGAGGAUCUCUGAAAAAGCCAUCUUUCUCUUGAAGUGAUCUUUCACAUGCCGCAUUGUUGUGCUAAGGCUCACAUAUCUCUGUGUGUGUGUGUGUGUGUGUGUGUGUGUGUGUGUGAGAGUUUACUGGCAUUGGAGAUGACUGAGGCUGUGGUAAACACCAUUUCCUGGACAAUCUACCUCGUGCAGGCUACAAACCAAAGAAACUACCUGAUGAUAUCCAUGCAGAAAGACCCCGUUUACACAGCAAGGAAAACAGGUCCCAGGACUGUGGAUACAGUUCCUGCAGAAUGCUCUUUGCACAUACUGCCUGAACCAUGGCCUGGGUGCAUAUAGUUCUCCUGACCCUGCUGCCCACCAUGGUGAUCCUGAAUGUGCUGUCUGAAGUAGAAAGUGCAGCAGUCAAGGAUGGAAAAGUCAGUAAACCCCAAGAAUCACCUGCACAGGUUUUCAGGACAGCAUCGGACGCUUCUAACUUCUUCAAACGUCGUGGCCGAAGAUCCUACAAAUCGGCAAAUGAAUAUAAUGCGGAGCAGAGAGUACAAUUGGCCGCCACUGAGCGCCGGAGGGAGUACUACGAGGAGCAGGCAAAGGAGUACGAGACCCAUCGGGAGGAGGAGCGAGAUGAGCAGCAUGAGCGGCGUCGGCAGAUGAUGGCACAAUGGUGGCAGUAUCACUACGACGGGUACUACCCACGGUACCCUUGGCACCAGGCCUACGUCUGAGCAAGCAUACCACGUCUCCAGCUUUUAAACACGUGCCAACAUGUGGAUUGAGUUAAAUGCUUUUACUCCCCCACCCACCCUAAACAAUAUUUAAUUUGCACCUUCUAUAUCUUGUACGUACAAUGUCAGUAUAUGAUACUCAUUGAUACUGCUUGUCUUCCCUAUUAAACAUGUAAAUUCAAUUUA
Molecule: messenger RNA, 1386 nt
Organism: Electrophorus electricus (electric eel)
Lineage: Eukaryota; Metazoa; Chordata; Actinopteri; Gymnotiformes; Gymnotidae
Gene: ucmaa
Product: upper zone of growth plate and cartilage matrix associated a
Biological process (GO): regulation of osteoblast differentiation; embryonic skeletal system development
Cellular component (GO): extracellular matrix
Source: RefSeq, a predicted model, not a curated record